UUCUUCCUAAAUGAAUAGGGGAAAGGAAAGAAGGGAGAAGAGGCUUCAAUGGGAAAAAAAAAAAUGGCUUUCUGGCAAACCCGGGUCCACGGCGUGAAAGCGCACUGGCCCGCCAGGGAAUUUCCUACAGAUGGGUAUCUUUAGGAAAGACAGAUGGGUUUCUAGGAGAACAAAUGGUGCAUAAGAAAGUCUGUGAGAAUGUUUGUUUAUGCCAGUACAGUGGUACUGUCUUCAAGGCCAUAAAACUUCCCUGGAGACAGAAUUUAUGAUGGUUUCAACCCUUUCCUGGGAGUGAAGUGUCCCCGAGGGAAUUUAUGGCAUGCUUCACUCCCAGAAGUUUUUGCUUUCAGUCUGAUAAGAGAAACUCCGAGAAGCCUUAUUUUUCCUGCAUCUGUUGAAACCCAAAUAUCUUCUGCUUAAAAUCAUUUCAUACCAUCCUGGGGUUCCGAGGGGGUUCCCACAUUUGCAGACAAGGCUGAGAAGAGAGCCACUUACCAUCUUUCCUUUGUUCUGUCUCUACAGGGCAGCCUCUCUAAGCGAGACCCCGUAAGCACCCCUUCCUUUCUCUGCAGCCUCCCUGCUUGGGUCUUAGAUGCUCAAAGUUGAGCCCUCAGUGGGCAGCCGGCACAGCUCAGCCCCGGGUCCCACUGAGCCCCUUUAGGGGUCGCCGGGCUUUGUCUCCGAUGGUGAAGCUGUGAUUUCCCAAAUGCCUCUGACUCAGCUCAAGAAGCCGGUGGUCACCCGCCCCGAGGAGAGAGCAACGUCCUUCUUCCCAAUGGAGCUACUGACACCUUCUCAGUACACAGUGUAGCGACCUGAAAGCGUCCCCCUAAAAGUCAUGUCCACCCAGAACCACAGAAUGGGACUUCAUUUGGAAGCAGGGCCUUUGCAGAUGUGAUGAAGUGAAGGAUCUGUCCUCUGUGUAGAAAGAAUCAGAAUAACCCCAACCUCACUUCCCAAGGGCAUGGGGACCCUGCCCGAGAUGUGGGCACAGACGGACAGCUGUGAGACCCAGGUGCAAGACGGCAAAGCCCCUUAGGGCCCUGCCAUUGCGGGGAGGGAGGGGAAUAUGGACCGAGGAAGCGGGUCCCAGGUGUCCGCCCGGUGUCAGGAUGCUCUCCUGCGAUGUGCACACGCUCUGCCUUCGCCCUGUUCCCAGCCUGGCGUUUGUCACCAAAGUCCAUCACAAGAUCCUCUUUUCUUUUAAAGGUUUUCCAAAGAGGAGGUGAUAAAAAUGAGUAGCGAAUGCCCGAUUCUGCCGUGAUGGGAGAGCACACCGCCCGCAUGCGUGUGACGCGCAUGUCCUAUAAAAUCUGGAGUGAAUGGAGCUCCACGCAGCACUUCGGUUUCCCAGAGAAGAACUUCCUUGUGGUCCUGAUCGGGCUGGUGGUGAGGGCAGCGGUUUUGUCCAGCAUGGGCCUGAAAUUCCUCUGUAAAAGGCAACACCCGCCCCCCCACCCCCACCCCCAAAAAACCCUCGAGAACAGCAUGACGGAGGCCACACACAAAAGGGCCCACGCCUGUCACCCCGUGCACGCAGAAUGGCCAGAAACCCAGAUUCAAAAAGCAGAUUUGAGGUUGCUUAGGGCGGAGGGAGGGGAAUGAGGGCAGGGGGCGGCUGCUAAAGGGAUGGCCCGUCUGCUGCCUGAGCCCCAUACGUGGCCCAAUGUCCGCACUGGUUCUCUCCUGGUGGCCGGGUCGGGGGGAGUUUGACUUUCCCGUGUGCUUGCGGGCUUUACGCUUCCCGCAAAAGGCAGUCAUUAUUUUGUGCUCCAAAGAAUAAACUUUAAAAAGAGAUUAGGAUUGACAUAAAUACGCUACCGUGGGUAACAGAUAGCCAGUGGGAACCUGCGGCAUAGCACAAGGAGCUCAGCUCCGGUGCUCUGUGAUGACCUAGGUGGGUGGGAUGGGGGAGGGGGAUGGAAGGAAGGUCCAAGAGGGAGGGGAUACAGGUAUACAUAGAGCUGAGUCACUUCACUGUACAGCAGAAACUGACACACCAUGGUAAGGCAAUUAUACACCAAUAAAAAAUGAAUAAAUUAGUGUAUUGAUUAAAAAGAAGAGGCUUUCAAGAAAGAGACAAAGCCAGGGGUCUCUGCAGAGAGCACACACGUGUCUGGAAGACGGGUCCUGAGGAUGCCGCCGGGCAAAGCGACUGUGAGCUCAGUACCGGUUAGGGGCUGUCCCUGGUGUCACAAUUCGGAACCACCUGCUGGGUGACCGUCCAGGCACAGGCGAUGGAGGCCGGCUAUGGUCACAGCCACCACACGGGGGCAGCGGUGAGCAACCCGCCUAUUUCCCGGCCCCGGUUUCUCAGCUUCCCAGGCCCCGAGGCGGGUGGUGUCUGGCCCGAGGGGUCGACUCAGGGCGGUGGCAUCAGCCCUGGCUGCAGAUGCAGGCUCUGCCCCCUUUGCCGGCUGGCUCGCCACACCUGUGCAGCAUGUGUUGAAUGCCUGGUGACCACCUGGAGUGCCUGGGGCACGGGCAUCCCUAGGAGACCACCCAGCCAAGGGGCUGCGGGCGUGUGGAGGAAGGUGGGGGCGUCCCAUGUCCGCUGCGGACGUCUGUGGACCAUUGCAUACACAAGGACCAGAAUCACUGAUGGAGCGUCUUGGGGUUCUCCUAUAGCAUGCAGCCCUGGGGGACAUCUGGAGAGACUUGGGGAGUCCGGGGGGGCUUGGGAAUGUGUAGGGCCCCCAGGGCCUCCGUCUGGGGGGAUGAUAGUGCUUUGGAACCAGACAGAGGUGAUGGCUGCACAACACUGGGAAUGUGCUGAAUGCCGUCAAACUGUGCACUUAGCAUGAAUUCUGCAGCUUGUGAGUUAAACGUCAAUAAAGCCGUUUUUAAGAAAGAAAAGAACGAACACAUCACGGGCAUCUUCAUCUCCGAGAUGCCUGCAACCCAGGUGGAGGGAUGGGUUUUCGCCGCCUCUUGGGGGGCAGACAGACAGACAGCCUCCGACUUAGGACAGACGGCCCCAUCCUUGCUGUCACACUACCACGUGCAGACUUCGAAGCUGGCAUCUGUGCUCCGCCCUGACCCUCCCCUGUCCGGGUGUGACCUCUCUCCCUUUCAGGGAAAACCGUUUAUGAUAAGUAAAGAAAACGAAAAAUCGCCUGGAUGUUUAUUCACGGACUUGUAUGAAUGCAAUGGUGUGGGCUGUGCAGAAAUUGUAAGGAGACGUAGAUUCAUUUCUGCGCCUAAGGAAAGAUAUUCAUGGUGUAUUUUUAGUAAAAUUAAAAAGUGACAGGACUUCCCUGGUGGCGCAGUAGUUAAGAAUCUGCCUGCCAAUGAAGGGGACACGGGUUCGAGCCCUGGUCCGGGAAGAUCCCACAUGUGGCGGAGCAACUAAGCCCGUGCACCGCAACUACUGAAGCCCGCGCGCCUAGAGCCCGUGGGCCACAACUACUGAAGCCCGUGCGCCUAGAGCCCGUGCUCCGCAACAAGAGAAGCCACCGCAGUGAGAAGCCCGCGCACCGCAACGAAGAGUAGCCCCCGCUCGCCGCAACUAGAGAAAGCCCACUCGCAGCAACGAAGACCCAAUGCAGACAAAAAUAAAUAAAUAAAUUUAUUUUAAAAAAAAAGAAAGAAUGAGCGAAGGCAUUGAGGAAAAUAAUCACAAACCUCCCCCCAAGGUGGCCAACAUGGGGCAUCCCCAAAACUCGAUAUGAACAACAAAGACACCUAUCUCCCUGCCCAUCUUCCAGCCACGGGGGGAAGAAGGACAAAGGGAGUACAGACAGGACGAGGAUGGAACACGCCCAGCUGAGGACAGUUCUCUUCGGUGGCGUGUCUCUACAACCCCACAUUAAACAUCCAGGCUGGGUUCCGUCCACACCCAGAAGAGACCCAUCUCCCAGGCGGGGCUCGCUCAGGCUGUCGUCCAGGGAAGCAAACAGCAGAGUCGCGCCCCAGACACAGAGGGAGACGCCCGCUCCGAUUUCCUGGGACGCCCUGAGCCCAACCGAAGACAACACUACGAAGAAACGGGCGUUUCACGAAAGGCCUCGGCCGCUGAUAAGGAAGAUUUCAUUUAGAAACUUCCAUGUUUGGGGUUGGGCCAGAGCUAAGAAGGCGUCUCUUUCAAAAGACGUGCGGUGCUUCAGAGAAAAUAGAAAAGAUGAGGUCUAAGUGGAGGAAACAGUCGCUAUCGCUGUGGCUGAGGAAGCCGUGACCCCGAGAUACCCUGUGUCAUCACCCCAGAGAGCCUCUGGCCACGACGCCACCUGAGACAACCUGGACCUGGAAAGACGGGCUUCUCGUGGGAGCAUCAGCUCCGGCUACGGAUGGGCUUGGCCCCGGCUCACUCUUAUGUACACGGAUGGGUUUACAAUAAAAAUCAGAACCUGGCAAGUCAGCCCAAGCCUGGGCUGGCCACCGGCAGGUUCCAGAGCGGACCUGUGCACCGGUGGGACAGGCACCCUAUGGGAAGGCUGGUGCCCGCCCUCCUGUGGCAGCUGCCUUGGCCAUGGCUUUCGUCUGGCUGGCGGUCUUCCUGGUGCCCGUCUCCGGCCUGCUGCCACCGGACCACGAAGGGAAUCCCAGGGCGGCUGCAGAAAACCUGACCUGCUGGGUUCACGACGUGGAUUUCCUGACGUGCAGCUGGGCGGUGGGCCGGGAGGCCCCGAGGGACGUGCAGUACCAUCUCUACCUGGAGAACCUGGAGAUCAGACGCGUUUCCUGGUGAAUGGUACCGGCAGUGGUUCCAAAAUCCCCUGCUCUGAAACGAGUGAUAGACUAGCCAAAAUCGAGGUAUUAGCUGCUCCCAACAUCACUAGCAGGUGGUGUAACCAAAGCUACUCGUUCAUGCAGUGGCAAGUGAGGAGUCACCUUAAUGAUGACUUCAAGUAUGAACUGCAGAUACAGAAGGGUACGGAGCUCGCCUACAAACAGGAGAUCUAUAAAGCCUUCUUGGAGCUGAACAAUCCUGGGACCUACACGGUGCAAGUAAGGGCCAGGGAUGCCACCUUCUCCCAUUACAAACCUUGGGGCCCGUGGAGUGUCCCCCAACACUUCGUGUGUGAGGAGGGUGCGCGCCUCCCCGUCUGGCUGACGUCUUUGCUGAUCGCGCUGGGGACGCUGCUGGCUAUGGGGCUCGUGCUCCGGUUUUGCAGGUUCUCGGUGAUGCAGAAGCUGUUCCCUCCCAUCCCUCACAUGAAAGACCACAUCAAUGGCAAACUUCAGAACGGAAGGACGAUGACCUGGGACCCCGACCAAGACAGCCAGGAGGAGUGUCCAGUGGCCGAGGUGCAGGUUCUGGGGGAAACAUGAAGCUGGUGCAGAGGCCCGGUUUUCCGCCAGGCAGAGGGCGCACAGCCUGCUCAUGGCAGGUCGUGGAUGUUUCAAGCGGGGUCAGGGAUGGGAAAGCCCGGUGCAGUUGACACGGGGUCACCUCGAGGAAGAAAGAACAAAACAUGUGUUGGGCUCAUGUCUCAUGUCACAGCUUUUUUCCUCAUCCGUGACCCCUGGAAGUGGGGGUCACCCCCCAGCGCCGCUGAGCCCCACGUUCCAGCCUCCUGGACUUGGCCGGUGCUCACACGCCCACAUGCCCACUGGGUUUGCUCCUUCCCAAGUCCGUUAAGGGGCCCUGCCUGCCUGGUUUCUCUGUCUUGAACUGUUUUCUUGCUGCAUUUCCCCUUUGUAAGCCCCUUAAAUCACUUGUGUGACAACGCGGGGCCGGGGGGGUGGUGGUGUCUACAUCCCUCCCCUGGCUACGUGUGCGACCCCAGGGAAGGCACAUGGGAGACAGGCGUCAAGGCGGCAGGAAACGGGGUGUCAGGGCAGCGUGGCCUGUGGGCCUCGGGGGUCCGCAGGCGCAGAGGUGUGGCCCUGUGUCCAGACAUGGUCGUGGUGGGCAGUGAAGACACCCACCUGUACGCCCACGGAAAAGGACGCCCACGUGCACUGCCUGGCCCACGGGAACCCGAGUCUCCAAGAGGCAAGGCUUCCCUGGAGGACCUCUAAUUUCGUUCCCUUGUUUACACGCUUAACAUGUCAAGUUCUGUAGCAAAGAAUUCAACCCCAACGGCAGAUGCAGACUUGCUAGCUUUGCAGAAGGCACCCCUGCUGCGUCUGCAAGAUGGUGCACAGUCUAUGGGCCUAAAUGCACAAGGGUGGAACCGUGUCCCAGGUGUGACCCCGGCAGUCAGCACAGGUCUGGGUAGACAGACAGACGAUGUCCCAGUUCUAAGUGACUCCACCCCAAGGGCUGGGACACAGGUGGCUCAGAAGCCCAGGCUGCUCCUCAGGACUCCUCUGUGGAGCCGGGGCUGGUGGGCCCCACGUGGGUGUGUGGCGGCCGGUGCCGUCCUGUCCCCCACCCAGCUCCACUCAGGACUCCUCUGUGGAGCCGGGGCUGGCGGGACCCACGUGGGUGUGUGGCGGCCGGUGCUGUCCUGUCCCCCACCCAGCUCCAGCAAGGUAACCUUGGGGAAAGCCAGCUCCAGCUCGUCUUCUCUGACAGACCUCACCCUGGGCUGGAGAUGGAAGCUCUGCUCUCCGACGAACUCAGCCGGCCUCGGGGCGGUCCUGCUGUGGCCUGCAGCUGGCUUCCCCUCUCCAGCCCCUGCAGCGGACCCGUCUGACCUCUUCAAGGUCACUUGGUGCUGGAAGCUCCACGUGGACCCAGGGGACAGUUCUGUUCUUGGGCGGCUCUGUGUGCGACCGUGAGGCCUCAGACUGGUGAUGACCCCGCAGGCACAGUCCCGGACCCUGAGAACACCCAGAGCAAGCCCCAGAAUACACCCCAUCCCCCCAUGAUGACGUACCAGGACCCUGGGGCCAGCCUGGGAGAGACGCUCAAAGCAAGUUCUCUCCGUGCUGGAGACAUCAGGCUUCCUGCAGAUACGGCUCCAAGGGGGGAAGGAUGCUUGCCUGCCUGGGGCUGGGGGUCAGGCACACCCGAGAGGGUGCACAUGCUCACCUUGCAAGGGAUUCCCCUGUGAGCCCACGGCAGGGGUGGCCCACGGGACACACAGCUGCUACCACCCUAGAGGGCUUCUCUGGUUAAACCCCAGUGACAGGUAGGCCUGGAAGGGUGGGCACUGGGGGAAGGGAACUUCAGGUUAGGAAGCCCCAGGGUCCCCGCAUCUGCGUGCUCCCCUCAGCACCCGAGGGCGGCCCCUGGGACAGGCCAGGCCACAGAUGGGCAGCCAGAGCCUCCCCCUCCCCAGCUUGAGACCCUGCUGUUUCCUGCUCCCGCCCCACGAGGCCGCUCGACUCAGAAACAAAACCGGCGUCCGUGUGUCCUAAUUUUAUUGUUUCGCAGCAGAACGCCUGACAUAGAACAUAACUAAAUAUUCGGCUGUGCAAAAGAGAAUAGUGCUUAAGUACAAAUGGAGACGAGAUUUUCUUAAAUAAAUACUUAAACACGAGUCGGUCCUACAAGCACCUGGAAUCUAGGUCUGGCGGGUAGAGGUGCCUCACCGCCUGUGGACCCACGAAGACGUCACGAUUACCCUCCCCCCGUAAUCAAUACAUGGACCCAGGGCCGACGGUCACGAGGAGCCCUCUGCGGGGCCGCCCCAGCCCUCCGCGAGGACACUGGAAUUUCUCGAAGGUCGAUGGUCCGUAACAGAUAUUCCUCUAUGUGGAGGUGUUGGUCGCUGUGGCGAGUGGGCAGGGCGCCUAGAUGACCUUCUUCAGCUCGUCAUACAGGACCAGCACGAAGGCGCCGCCCAUGCCGCGGAGCACGUUGGACCAGGCACCCUUAAAAAACGCUCUGCCGCCCUCGUCCUUGAAGAUCUUUCGCCAGCAGUCCAAGGUGCCCCUGUACAUGAUGUCGGCUGCGGGGAGAGGGCGGGGGUCACGGAGAGGAUCACACAGGCGCGAAGCAGGCCCCGGAGAGACACGGUGCCGACGCGGGGCCCCAGCUGCCACCACCUGGGUGGCUAGGCGUUUCGACUGCAGGAAAAGGAAGCUCUGGACACCCACAGUUUGGGUGGGGAUCGAACACAAACUCGAGCCCCAGCCUCCCUAGGGCCCAGCACACCCGAGGAUCAAGGGCAGAGAGGGGGCAGGCACCCGGCCCAGGCCUCCCCCACGAAGCCCAGCUACUUCCCUCUGGGACCAAAUGCUGCACCCCGCCCCCGCCCGGAGCACCUCACGUGCUGGCUGUGCACCUCCGAAGGGCCGAACGCCAGGCCACUCAGCGAUGCCCCACCCCCAGAGCACAGGCGGCCCGGAGCAGGGCAGAAACGGUACCUCCUUUGCGCCCCGACUGCAUCAUCAUCCUCCGCCGUACGGUGUCGAAGGGAUAGGAGACCACGCCCGCCACGGCCGUCACCGUCUGCGCGAUCAUCCAGCUCACCACGAUGUGCGUGUUCUUAGGGUCGGGGAGCAUGCCUGCGGGGUCACCGUGGGCGUGAGGCCCCAGGGAUCUCCACGCGGGGAUCCCAGCACCAGGUGACGCUAGACUGGUCACACUGGGGUCAGCACACCAGCCAGAGAUGGGGAAGCCACCUGCAGGCUGGGAGGAUGGCCCCAGAGACCAACCCAGUACCCGGCGGCAGGGGCCUCUCUAGAGAGAAACAGACGGGUCUUGGCAAGUGGAAGGUUUCACACCCGUUCCACUGCAAAGCUGCCAGCGGGCCUGGGCCCCGACAACCAGGGUGACUUACUUUACAGGGCGUGAAGUGUGUCCUCCCCCAAAAUAUACUAAAGCCCCAAACCCCAGGACCUCAGAGUGUAACUGUGCUAGAAAAUAAAAGCUUUUACAGACAUAAUUAAAGUAAAAAAAAUCAGGUCAUCAGGGUGGGUCCAGAUCACAUAGGACUGGUGUCCUUAUAAGAAGAAAUUGGGACACAGACACACACAGAGGGAACAACCCUGUGAGGACACAGGGAGGAAACAGCCAUCUACACGCCCAGGAGAGAGGCCUCGGGAGGAACCAGCCCUGCCCACACCUGGAUCUCAGAUUCCAGCCUCCAGGACUGGGAGUCCACAGACAUGCUGUUGAAGCCCCCCGCCCAGCACCUGUCCAGUCAGCCCCGAGAGCAGAGCGCACUCACCUUUGGCGGUGUCAUACACGCCGAAGUACGCGGCCCGGUAGAUGAUGAUGCCCUGCACAGAGACGUUGAAGCCUUGGUACAGCCCCCGGAUGCCGUCAGACUUGGUAAUCUUCACCAGACAGUCUCCCAGGCCUUUGAACUCCCGCUCCGUGCCGGAUUUGCCGACGUCAGCAGCCAGCCGGGUUCUGGCGAAAUCCAGGGGGUAGACGAAGCAGAGGGAGGUGGCUCCAGCCGCCCCGCCGGAGGCCAGGUUGCCGGCGAAGUACUUCCAGAACUGCGUGUGCUUGUCCACGCCCCCCAGGAAGAUCUGCUUAUACUUAUCCUUAAAGGCGAAGUUGAGGGCUUGCGUGGGGAAGUAGCGGAUGACAUUGGCCAGGUUGCCCCUCCAGAAGGACAGCACACCCUGCUCCUUGGGGAUGCGCACGAUGCAGUCCACGAUACCCUUGUACUGUUUGUCGGCCGCGAUCUGCUUGCUGGCGUGCUGUACCUGGGGGCAGAAAGACAGGGGUUUUACACGAGGGCCUAAGUCAGACGCCCCCAAGAACCCCCAACGAAAGGUGCCAUCUUCGUAAGAUAACAUGUGCAUGGGGCCUUUAAGCUGGCCAAACGUCCUACCAGAAAAAAAGCAUCUUUUGGUCACUACGGGUCCCUACAAGUGUUACAAACAACAAACUAGCAACGAUGUUUGCAUUAGCGCUACAUUUCUAACAAUCCCGCAACAAAAACAGCUUAUUCUGACUCAGAACAGCAAAAGGGAAAUAAAAAGGGGAAAAGAACGGAAGUCCAAUGAAGGACACGACGACUGCCCUCGUGACCCGCCCAAGGUCACGGCCCUCGCCCCGCGGGGCCCGUCCACGCGGCUGCUCCAUGCGCAUGCGUUCGCCGAACUGCGCCGCAAGGCCCAGUGCGCACGCGCGUACGCGCCCGUGGCCCCUUUUCUGCGCAAGCGAUAGCGCCCACGUGACGCGCGCCCGGGCAAUCCCCGGAAGCCGGCGGCGCGCGGACAAAGCGGCGCAGCCUCCCGCUUCCGGUGCACGCGGCCUGCCCGGCCCGUUGUCCCCGCGCCCCGGACCCUCGCACCUCGCCCGGCGUCCGCGUGUGCGUAGCCGGCUCCCACCUGUAGCAGCAGCUUGACCCGCUCGAUCGGGGCCACGGCCGUCUUGGAGAUGGCGGCGGCGAUGCCUCCGGCCAGGAAGUCCUUCGCGAAUGAGAUGGCCUGUUCCGUCAUGGUGGCGAGGCGGGCAACGCAGCGGGAAGAGAGUGGAGGGGAGGCGCGGAGAGCCGGAGUGUGGGCACCGCUGGUCUGCGCUGCCGCCGCCGGGACCGAAAA
Molecule: messenger RNA, 10338 nt
Organism: Orcinus orca (killer whale)
Lineage: Eukaryota; Metazoa; Chordata; Mammalia; Artiodactyla; Delphinidae
Gene: IL3RA
Product: interleukin 3 receptor subunit alpha
Exons: 11
Coding region: 4312-5271 (319 amino acids)
Biological process (GO): immunoglobulin mediated immune response; cytokine-mediated signaling pathway
Cellular component (GO): membrane; external side of plasma membrane
Molecular function (GO): protein binding; cytokine receptor activity
Source: RefSeq, a predicted model, not a curated record